CGGUCACAGCCAAGCGUACCACUUCAAAGAUGUUGCUACCGGAGUGCAUUUUUGCUUUUAUUCUCCAGCCGUUCGUUCUUUCUCGUCGAACGCGUGAUCACAAGGCUUCCCUAGUAAGUUCGAAAAACCCUGUAAACCGUCUGAGCUAUCAGGACAUAAUUAAACCUUUGUAUGAUUCCAUUACAAUCGAUGCUAACACCUUCAUGACUCCUACCGGCCGCACAAACACAAACACAGGGAGAAUUGGCUCCAUCGGCCUCGACUGUUGUCAAAAUUUACGCACCAGUCCAAGAAUACCGAACAAUGGAAUUGGUCUGUCAGGAAUCCGCCAUCCCGAUCCCUCAAUGCUGUGGCUUCUUCGACGGAUAUCCGAGCUGGUAGGGCUACCUACUGAAUCAGUUCGAUAUGCCCUCGUUGUGUUGAAAAAGAGGCAAUGGUUCUUGUUGGCAUGUACAAGUACUAGUCCCUGGCGUGUUCUUUCGGAACCCUGAGAUUGAUACGAUUUGUGCAAGGUUUUUAGUCGGGUAAUAUUCUCAUAUUAAUUCUGGACUUAGCUGCGGAAUGAUGUCUCUGUAUCUUUUCAUGAUUAUGACGAUUUUAAAGGGGACAUCCGCUUGAGCCACUGUCUAAGAUGGAAGCAGCUAAAUUAUUUGAAGAUGACAGACAUCUUUUCACCCUCUGACAAGGCUCAGGCAAAGAAAUUAUCUGGUCAUCUUGUAGUCCUCAUCUGUAGAAGGGCCUACCCUCAAUCCGUACUAGCAAAUCUACCUCUGGUUUUGUCUUUCACAUCGAGAUCGCUUUGUAACCGUGGUUCAGGAAUGACCGGCCUAUUAGGUACCGUGAUCCUGUGCCCAACAGUCGCCUUCUCGAUCUAAACCCUGCUGUCGGUACUACUGCUAUAGAGACUUAUACGGGAG
This is a messenger RNA of Desarmillaria tabescens, 917 nucleotides long. RefSeq lists its product as uncharacterized. Bases 30 to 491 code for a protein of 153 amino acids. The transcript has 4 exons. NCBI's taxonomy places the organism in Eukaryota, Fungi, Basidiomycota, Agaricomycetes, Agaricales, Physalacriaceae. The record is from RefSeq and is a predicted model, not a curated record.